Capsaspora owczarzaki ATCC 30864 is the source of this 2166-nucleotide messenger RNA. Its product is annotated as acetate-CoA ligase. The transcript is spliced from 9 exons. Gene Ontology annotation, molecular function: AMP binding; acetyl-CoA synthetase activity. Bases 25 to 2166 code for a protein of 713 amino acids. NCBI's taxonomy places the organism in Eukaryota, Filasterea, Ministeriida, Capsasporidae. The record is from RefSeq and is a predicted model, not a curated record.
UCUCUCUCUCUCGCUGCUUUGAAAAUGCAACAAGUCGAAGAAGUCCACCACGAAGCGGCGCCCGUCUUCCCGCCGCCGCCCGCCCGCAGCGAUCGCCCUGCAGCCCACGUCCCGUCCAUGGAUGCGUACCGAUCAAUGUACCGCGAGUCGGUGGAGGAUCCCGACCGCUUCUGGGGCCGGAUUGCCGCGCGCGAGUUCUCGUGGGAGACACCGUUCAUUCUCCCCGGCGAUGCUGCUGCCUCUGCCUCGGCGAUCGCGAGCAAGCCAGACGCUGAAUCGCACGCCAACGGCAACGCGACCACUGCGGCUGCUGCUGCGGCUGCCCCUGCGGCGGCGGAUCCGACCAAAGUCACCUCGCAGCAGAGCAACUUUGACGUCCGCACUGGUCCCGUUGCAAUCAAGUGGUUUGAGUCGAGCCGCACCAACUUGGCCUACAACUGCCUCGAUCGCAACGUGCACGAACGCGGCCUGGGCGACAACGUGGCCUUCUUCUGGGAAGGCAACAAUCCCGAACAAGCUUCCAAACUGACCUAUCGCCAGUUGCUCGAUCGAGUCUCUCGUUUUGCAAAUGUGCUCAAGUCCUUUGGUGUCGCUAAGGGCGACACUGUGGGUGUCUACAUGCCCAUGGUGGUUGAGCUUCCGAUUGCAAUGCUGGCCUGCGCCCGCAUUGGUGCUAUUCACUCUGUCAUGUUUGGCGGCUUCUCGCACGAAGCGAUCGCCGGCCGCAUCUUGGACGCCAAGUGCAAAGUCAUUGUUACCGCUGACGGUGUUUUCCGUGGCGAAAAGGUCAUCCCCCUCAAGCACAUUAUGAACAAGGCCAUCGAGCACUGCGCCGAGCAAGGCUUUGCUGUUACGGCUACCAUCGUGCUUGCGCAUCUUGGCAACCUUCCCGAGGAAGAAAAGCGCUCACUUGAUCGCGAUUGGCUCAAGCUGGAAGCGGAAGCAUCCCCCGACUGCCCUGUUGAGUGGCUCGAGGCCGAGCACCCGUUGUUUAUGCUCUACACCAGCGGCUCGACUGGUCGACCAAAAGGCGUCGUUCACACCCAAGCUGGCUACAUGGUCUGGGCAGCCACGACAUUCAAAUAUGUAUUUGACUACCACCCGGGCGAUGUGUACUGGUGCACAGCUGAUUGUGGCUGGAUUACGGGCCAUUCCUACGUCACUUAUGGUCCUCUUCUCAACGGAGCAACCAGCGUGCUGUUCGAGGGCAUCCCCACUUACCCGGAUGCCGGUCGCUGCUGGCAAGUCAUUGACAAGUACCAGGUCACGCAGUUCUACACUGCUCCGACCGCCAUCCGUGCCCUGAUGAAGUUUGGAGAUGAAAUUGUUGCUCGAUCCUCCCGCGCCAGCCUUCGCAUCUUGGGCACGGUCGGCGAACCAAUCAACCCCGCCGCCUGGCUGUGGUACUUUAAUGUUGUGGGCGAGGGCCGUUGCCCGAUCGUCGACACUUGGUGGCAGACCGAGACGGGAGGGUUUAUGAUUACACCCUUCCCUGCUGCGACGCCAUGCAAGCCGGGCUCGGCAACGUUGCCGUUCUUUGGCGUUGUUCCGGCCCUGAUUGACUCCCAGGGCCGCGAAGUCGAGGGCGAGGGCGAAGGCAGCCUGGUGAUCAAGCAGUCCUGGCCCGGCCAGAUGCGCACCGUGUUUGGCGACCACAAGCGGUUUGAGGAGACGUACUUUUCGCAGCACAAAGGGUACUACUUUUCGGGCGACGGCUGCCGUCGAGAUGAGGAUGGCUACUACUGGAUCACCGGUCGCAUUGACGACGUGCUGAUGGUCUCUGGCCACCGCAUUGGCACUGCCGAGGUGGAGGGUGCGCUCGUUGGUCACGAGGGUGUCGUCGAGGCUGCCGUGGUUGGCUACCCGCACGACAUCAAGGGCGAGGGCAUCUACGCGUUUGUCACCCUUGCGGAAGGCUUCAAGUUCACCCCAGAGCUCGUCCAGCACUUGAAGCUCGAUGUGCGUGAGAACAUUGGCGCGUUUGCCUCUGUUGACAUUUUCCACGAGGCGCCCGCCCUGCCAAAGACGCGCAGCGGCAAAAUCAUGCGUCGCAUCCUGCGCAAGAUUGCUGCUGGCGAAACCGACAUUCACAGCUUUGGUGACACGAGCACUCUCGCCGACCCCAACGUGGUUGAGAUGCUCAUUUCCACCCGACCCGGUCAUUAA